AGCAAAGUUCAUAGGUUGAAACCUCGGUAAUCGAGCAAUGGGAAUCUCCAAGCUGUAUGGACAAUAACAAACUCACAUCAUUUCUUCUUUAUACUAAAAGAAAAACAGAACAAAGAGAAAACACCAAAGAGCCCACUCCAAUGUUCUUAUCUAAAUUAUAUCAUUUUUCCGUUUGAUCUAAAAUGUCAAAUAACAGUUGUCAUUAUCCCAUCCGGCUCACUCAAAAUCAAUUAAUUUUAUAUAAACUCUAGCGCUGCUGUCUUUUCAGAUUGAUCUAUCGAAGCGAUCUAUUGAGAGAGAGAGAGAGAGACAGGUUUUCGAGUUUAGAUGGCGAUCCUGUACGCGCUCGUUGCGCGUGGAUCGGUGGUUCUGGCGGAGUUCACGGCGGCGUCGACAAACGCGAGCUCGAUCGCCAAGCAGAUUCUGGAGAAAAUUCCAGGAGACAACGACACGCACGUUUCGUAUUCGCAGGAUCGGUUCAUUUUCCAUGUCAAACGCACCGAUGGACUCACCGUUCUUUGUAUGGCCGAUGAAAGUGCUGGAAGGAGAAUUCCAUUUGCAUUUCUUGAAGACAUACACCAGAGAUUUGUGAGGACAUAUGGAAGAGCAGUAUUUUCAGCCCUUCCUUACGGCAUGAAUGAUGAAUUUUCAAGGGUUUUGAGCCAGCAGAUGGAAUAUUACUCUAGUGACCCUAAUGCCGAUAGGAUAAAUCGUCUAAAAGGUGAAAUGAGCCAGGUGAGAAACGUUAUGAUAGAGAAUAUCGACAAAGUUUUAGAGAGAGGCGACCGCUUGGAAUUGUUGGUCGACAAAACUGCUAGCAUGCAAGGAAAUACCUUUCGCUUCAGAAAGCAAACUCGCCGUUUUAGAAACACAGUAUGGUGGAGAAACGUCAAGCUUACGGUUACUCUGAUAAUCCUCCUCCUAAUUAUCAUUUAUGUCGUGCUGGCUUUCGUCUGUUACGGGAUCACGCUACCUUCGUGCCUAAAAUGAGGUCAGCAAUUUGAGAUUCGAAGAACUCCGUCACCAUGGAAUCCUGUUUUCUUGGCUUGGUGAUGCUUUUGUUUCGACUUCCCCUGCAGUGAGUUGUAUACUACCUGUUUAUUCAAUGUGAAAGAACUAGAGUUUUCAUGCUGCUGUCUGUGUGACCAUAGUUUCUUGUGAAAUUUAGGACUGGUUGGUGUUUGUCUCUUGAAGACAUUAUACCUGUCGAGUUAUUCAUCGGAUAUAUCGAUUAUGAACAUAGCACGACACGGUUCAAGUUAUUUGCAAACAAUG
Hibiscus syriacus is the source of this 1275-nucleotide messenger RNA. RefSeq names its product vesicle-associated membrane protein 711-like. NCBI's taxonomy places the organism in Eukaryota, Viridiplantae, Streptophyta, Magnoliopsida, Malvales, Malvaceae. Bases 328 to 990 code for a protein of 220 amino acids. The record is from RefSeq and is a predicted model, not a curated record. Gene Ontology annotation, biological process: vesicle-mediated transport. Gene Ontology annotation, cellular component: membrane. The transcript has 4 exons.